AUGUCAGAUAACGCUUUAUCUACGUCGCCGGCGGCAACCGCUGCGCCAGCGACAGCAUCGCCGAAAAAGGGCAAGACUGCGGCUGUUAAAAAACCGCGAGUGAAGCCGUCCCAUCCUCCUACAUCUGAAAUGGUAAACAACGCUAUUAAAAGUCUGAAAGAACGCGGCGGAUCGUCGCUGCAGGCGAUUAAGAAAUAUAUGUCGGCCAAUUAUAAAAUCGACGCCGAGAAAAUGUCAACGUUCAUUAAAACGGGCACAUUAAAAAAGUCGUCGGCGAAACCUAAGACGACAGUCGAUAAGAAGAAGACCAUUCAGGGUAAGUCGACGAAAGCCUCAUCGGCCAAGGCAACGAGCAAAACGAAGAAAACCGUCAAGACCGCAGCCGCAAAGAAACCUAAAUCGCCAAAGAAGAAGACAUCAAAAGUAGCCAAACCUUUGAAAAAAGCGUCACCGAAAAAGAAGUGA
Molecule: messenger RNA, 465 nt
Organism: Ctenocephalides felis (cat flea)
Lineage: Eukaryota; Metazoa; Arthropoda; Insecta; Siphonaptera; Pulicidae
Product: histone H1C-like
Exons: 2
Coding region: 1-465 (154 amino acids)
Biological process (GO): chromosome condensation; negative regulation of DNA recombination; nucleosome assembly
Cellular component (GO): nucleus; nucleosome
Molecular function (GO): structural constituent of chromatin; nucleosomal DNA binding; double-stranded DNA binding
Source: RefSeq, a predicted model, not a curated record